GCAAGUGUCAGCAGCUCUAUUAAUGGCCAGCUAUACCUCUUUAGCAGUCUUUCUAUUGACUCUCUUCACCUUCACAGCCUCAAAAGAGGCUAAUCUUAUCCUCCUUGAUGACCCUGGAGAAGCAGUCUGUCUGGAUGGAUCACCUCCUGGUUUUUAUUACAGGGAAGGGUCGGGUAGUGAUGCUACUAAGAUAAUAAUACAUUUAGAAGGAGGAGGAGUGUGUGUGGAUGAGGAGGACUGCCUUGGUAGGAGCAAGACUGAUCUGGGGUCUUCAAAGAAUUGGAAACAGAUGGCAGAUUUUGGAGGAUUCCUGUCCGACAUUAAAUUGUUUAAUGAAAAGUUUUACGACUGGAAUAUUGUUUUUGUGAAGUACUGUGAUGGGGGACUUUACUCAGGAUACGUGUCUCAACCAGUAGAUGUGAAUGGUACUUCAAUAUACUUCAGGGGUAAUACGAUACUUAAAGCAAUCAUGCAGUACCUUCGUGACAAUGGGAUCAAAGAAGCAUCAGAUGUAAUACUAACUGGCUGCUCAGCUGGUGGAAUCGCUACAUACAUACAUGCUGACUAUGUAAGAAGUGUUUUGCCUUCUUCUGUAAAUUACCGUGCAAUGUCAGAUGCUGGAUAUUUCAUUGAAGUGCUGAAUGUUAAUGGGGAGCCAAUUGCAAAGGAAAGAGGACAGAAAGUAUAUAAGCUACAUAAUAUGUCAAUCAGCUUGGAUGAGGAUUGUGCUAAAGAUUAUACUGGAAAUGACACUUAUAAGUGCACAGCACCACAGUAUCUGUAUCCCUACAUAAAAACUCCCAUCUUCUCAUUUAAUUCACAAUAUGAUACAUGGCAGAUAGAGAAUAAUCUCCAGUUAGACUGUGACCCACCACACUGCACUCCAGAACAGAUGGAGAAACUUCAAGAGUUUUUUAAGGAAUUUCAAGCAGCAGAGACUAAUAUUAUAAACUCAACUACUAAUGGUGCCUUUCUUGAUUCUUGCUUUGCUCAUUGUCAGUCACUUGAUAGCCAUGGAUGGAAUAGAGUUAAGGUUGGAGGACAGAGUGCAGCAGAGACAUUUGCUAACUGGUACUUUGGUGAGUCUGAAGGAAGUGUCAAAGAAGUUGAUUGUCCUUAUCCAUGCAAUAAAUCUUGCUGAUAUAGUGAUACACCUUUUAUGUGAAUGUGUGAAUGAUUUUUUAACUAUGAAUUUUAUAUUACACUAAAAUGAA
Molecule: messenger RNA, 1214 nt
Organism: Amphimedon queenslandica
Lineage: Eukaryota; Metazoa; Porifera; Demospongiae; Haplosclerida; Niphatidae
Product: pectin acetylesterase 5-like
Exons: 8
Coding region: 23-1141 (372 amino acids)
Molecular function (GO): hydrolase activity
Source: RefSeq, a predicted model, not a curated record